Messenger RNA from Bradysia coprophila, 576 nucleotides. Its product is annotated as ferrochelatase, mitochondrial-like. Lineage: Eukaryota; Metazoa; Arthropoda; Insecta; Diptera; Sciaridae. The record is from RefSeq and is a predicted model, not a curated record.
AUGCAAACGCAAAACAUUCAGUCGAAUUUGAUAUUGCGGCGAAGUAUGGAAGCAUUGAAGCUGCAAUUGGUUGGCAGAAACUUUUUUGACGCAGUUGCAAAAGUCGAUAUUCCUCAACGUCAGUUGCAACUCUGCCCUGGCUAUCUCACUUCUAUUAGACAAUACUACAAGGACAAGUAUUACUUGUCGAUUCGUGAUGUCAAUCAAUUGAAAUGGAAUCUGCAGGGUGAUCUGCUAUGCAAGGAACUAGAUAAAUUAUCUCCGAACACAACACCACACAAACAUUAUGUUGGCUUUCGUUAUGCUGUAAACAGAGGAGACGCUUAUCCAUCGGAAGUUGGUGCUUCCGUUCAGUUAGUAAUGAAUGAAUUGAAACAUUGCAAUCCAUAUAGCUUGGCGUGGCAAUCGAAAGUCGGUCCAUUACCAUGGCCAUUUACCGAUGCCCUGAAGGGCUAUGUGAAACAAGGUCAGAAAAAUUUUAUACUCGUACCGAUAGCGUUCGUGAACGAGCACAUUGAAACGUUGCAUGAACUUGACAUUGAAUACUGUGAUGAAUUAGCCAAAGAGAUUAAAUAG